AUGGGCGGACUGGUCUUGGAUGAGCUUGAGGAGACACUGGGCUAUGAUAGCUCUGAAUACUACUGGCUGGUCAAGAUCGUUGAUCAGUACCACCGUGGCUACAUCGGAGCCACUGCCUUCUGGAUCUGGACGUGCAAGACCCUCUACGACACCGAUACUCUCCAUCUUCUUGAGGACUGCAGGAUCUUCCUGUCAGAUGAGGACAAUGAUCUUGAGCAUUUAAAUAAAUGGUUAGAAAGGGUGGCAGCCCUCGCCAACGAUCCUGAGGGAUUCCGAGAGUUGUGCUUCGACCUGCAACUCCCAAUCGGCCACGUUGAGUGGGAAGCGGUCGAAACGCAGCGCAGGGUUGAAGAGAUCAGGAGUAGAGAGAUGGUGCACAGAGAGACCAGAAGUGGACCCACGAACGACGAAAGUCAGGCACUUGUUGACGAGUCAUCACUCGGAGCCGAACCUUCUCAAGUCACAGCCCAAGCCGCAGUCAAGAAUCAAGAGAGGAUGGCAGAACUCCGCGCCAUUCUGAUCAACAAACGUCUUGCUCGGUCUUCAGAUCCCGCGACUCUCACUGCGAACAUGGCUGGCCCCAACAAGGAACAAAAGUCGCCUGAGUCUACCAACUCUCCCGCCAAACAGUCCAGCACCUCUGAUCAACCUGCCAACAACAAAGACGCAGAGAUGGUCCAACAGCCCUCCAAGUCGCCUAACGCUCAACCCAAGCGGUCGGACUUCACAUUCGAAAUGCCUCGCGAAGGAGGCCCUGUCAAGUCACCACAGUUUCUCAGACCUGUAGACAUGCCUGUCGCAUCCGCCAUGUCUGCUGCUGCGCCUCAUAUCGCGCCUACAGCCAUGCCUGCUACCGAGCCCGCCUCGGCUGGCGAGUCUGCUGCAACUCACAAGUUUCCCAAGUCCGUCCUGCCCGCCACGUCUCUUGAGUCAUCUGCCCCUAGCGAGACCACCAAGCGUGUCGAGUGUACUGAUCCCAGCACCGUCACUUCGCCUGGCAUACCCAAGACACCCGUUUGGAAGUCUCCAUGGAAGUACGACGUGAUCCCUUUCACCACCACCAUUCCCCAGUUCCCCACCUCGGACAUGCGCAACGACAGCAAGGGCAAGCAGUCCAUGAAUCCCCCAUCCGCUCCUGCCUCUGCCUCUGCCUCUGCCUACAAGACCAACGGCGGUCCUUCCUCUGAACAUUCACACAAGCCCGUCGAGUCCCCAGUCAAGUACACGGAGCCUCUCUCCGACGACGAAGGCGUUCCUGCAGUUCCUGCCCCCGUCCUCACUGGCCUUACCACUGAGAAACAGGCUGCUAUUGUCUACCAGCAGUUGCUUGCGCACGGCGAGCGUCAGAAGGCUGUCACUGGCAAGUACAGAAGUGUUGCUGACGAUGUCAGAGCUCAGGCUGGAGGCUGA
This is a messenger RNA of Aureobasidium namibiae CBS 147.97, 1410 nucleotides long. RefSeq lists its product as uncharacterized. The record is from RefSeq and is a predicted model, not a curated record. The transcript has 3 exons. Lineage: Eukaryota; Fungi; Ascomycota; Dothideomycetes; Dothideales; Saccotheciaceae. The coding region runs from base 1 to 1410 and encodes 469 amino acids.